Prorocentrum cordatum is the source of this 369-nucleotide messenger RNA. NCBI's taxonomy places the organism in Eukaryota, Dinophyceae, Prorocentrales, Prorocentraceae. The record is from the annotation of a GenBank genome assembly.
AUGGACUUCGCGCCGGGCGAGCUGGCCCUGCUCCUGCGCGCGACUGAGGACUACGCCCUGCUGCACCCCACUGGCGGGCCCGCGAUCGCGCGCCUCGCGUGCGCGCUCGCCGAGGUGCUCGCGAAUGCAGAAAAGCGAGCCGCCGAGCGUCUGCGCAGGAGCCCCCGAGCUCGACCCGCACGGGGGAGCUGCGCUGGCCGCUGCGGCCUGCAGGAGAUGCGCGCGGCCGCCCUGCUGCCGGCGGGCGCGCUGGAGGCGCUGCUGCGCGCGCAGCGGGCGCAGCUCGCGGGCGAGGCUAGCGUGCCCCUGGACGAGCGGCGGACUUCGGCGGGGAGAUAUUUUCGGAGGUUGAUAGACCUUCUAACCUGA